Messenger RNA from Chilo suppressalis (striped riceborer), 2837 nucleotides. Lineage: Eukaryota; Metazoa; Arthropoda; Insecta; Lepidoptera; Crambidae. The record is from the annotation of a GenBank genome assembly.
AUGAACGGGAUCGACCGGCGCCAACUCCGUUCGCGGCAAACAGAAAAGAGUUUUCGCUCGCGCCGCGUGCGGACGCCUUGGUUACGCUCCGGCAGUAUCGGCGCGAGAAUUAAAAAAAAAACUUUCGAUGACAUUUCAUACAAAAUGAUUCGCGCGCUUUUUUACUUUUUUCUCGUGGCCGCGGUUCAAGGGACUUUCGUGGUGGACGAGGAAUGCCUCAACUACACAAUUUAUCCGGUGCAAUACGAACUUGUGAUAAGCCCUUAUAUUUACGAGGACAGAGCUUUCUACGACUGUCAUUUAUCUAUUACAGUGAUCGCGAACGCUCCCGAUAUUCGAAUGAUCGAAUUGGACGCGAAAAAUAUGACGAUAAGUGGGGAAUCGAUUAAAGUUUACAAGGGAGAUAGGAAUAUAGUGGACCUCCCCCGACCUUUUAUUUACGAUAAGGAGCGCGGGAAGCUAUAUAUUUAUCUAAGCGAGGCUUUGAUACCUUAUAAGGGUAGACAUUUGCAGAACUAUGUGAUAAGUAUGUCGUUUAGGAAAGAAGUGACCUUUGAGAGUAGUGGCGUAUUUUUAGUGAAGUACUAUGACGAAAAUCGGAAAGCUAAGUACCUCAUGCAAACGCGACUGUCACCGAACAAGGCAAAGUAUUUCAUACCUUGCUUUGACAACCCACAGUUUGAGUCCGUGUUCAAGAUAACGGUCUACCAGAUGCCACCAGAGAGCCGUGUCCAGUACACCAACACCAGUAUCGUCAUAGCCCCGGAGAUGAAAAGGGAGAUUUUAUCGGACAAAAGGAUGGUCAUACAUUACGUGCCUUCACCGCAAGUGGCUCUGUACCAGCUCGCAUUUCAUAACUCUCAAUUCUGGAAUAUACAGCUCUCAUCCAAAUAUACCAACGACACUUUAGUAGUAUGGGCGCCAAGAGACGAACUAAAGAAUUGCUUCUACAUACUAAGAUUUGGAAUAAAAAUUAUUGAUAUCAUCCACGAAUACUCGUCUGUAAAUCGUUCUUUGGUCACAAGUCCGAUCAAUGUGGUCGGUAUACCAACCUAUCUUAAUGGUUAUGAAAUUGCCAGUUGGAAUCAACUGACCAACAACAUCAUCCGAGUCAUUUAUCUACCAGAGUUCAUCAGUGUGAGACAAACGGAGGCGAUGAAAUUCGAACUAGCUCAGCAGCUGAGUAGGAUAUGGUUAGGGAACCCCGGGGAGGAGGCCCGAACCCGGUGGAAACAGGAAUGGUUCAAAGAAGGAGUGGCUACCUACCUAGCUUAUCACUUUUUAGCUCAGUACGACUAUGGUGCUCAGCACAAUAAAUAUAAACAGUCUAUAGAUCAUUACGGUAUAAACAUGAAGCACCUAGCAAUGUCCCACGACUGGCACCACAGUACGCCAGCUCUUAUUAGCUUUAACGAUGAAUUGGCUGUGAAAAUUCCUUGGAGAUAUAAAGAGCUGGUGACUAUGAAGACGGCAUCCCUUCUCUGGAUGGUAGAGAACUGGUUGGGGUCUGAGAAGUUCCACCAGGCUUUGGUGAAAUAUAUCAAUAGCAGAAGAGGAAAAUACAUAUCAUUGCAAGACUUCAUGCAGAGCCUCGACCACGACACGGUGGAAUGUUUCCACCAGUUCUUCAACGGCUCCACCGCAUCGAAGAUCCUCAACUCUUGGUUCCAUCAUUCUGGAUAUCCCGUCAUUGAAGUAAACGUCAUGAGAGAUUCUUCUUCUGAAAAUGUUGUACAAUUAAAACAAAAACGAUUCAGCUUUAUUGAAAAUAAAAGGCAAGAGACUGAUCUCCUCAUUCCUAUAUCGUACAUUAUGCAAAAUAUGUCUAAUUGCUUUAACUGCUACCAGCCUCGAUUCACUAUCGGAAAGCAAACCUAUACGUUCAAGGAAAAUUUGAACAAUGGCUGGAUCAUACUAAAUAGUCACGCAUCAGGUUAUUACCGCGUUAAUUAUGACGAACAAACUUGGAAACUCAUAGCUCAGACUCUGAAGGAGAAUAUGGGUUUGAUAGAUGAAAUGAAUAGAGCCCAGAUCGUGAACGAUGUGUUCGCUCUGUACGUCUCUGGCGAUAUGUCUCUGGAAUUGGCGUGGUAUAUUCUCGACUACUUGGAUAAGGAGCGUAGUGUUUUAGUAUGGGAAGCAGCGAUAUCAGGAUACGAGAUGCUGCGUAUAGAUGGCGCUAACUGUCACAUGACCAGAACUCUCUACAGAGAAUGGCAGAGUUUCUUGCGCAUGAAAGUGCAGUCGAUUUACAAGAUUCUGACGAACAGCAUCGAGCAGCAGCGGAACACUCGUUUGUUCCGGAGUAGGAUCAUCGAAUUCGCGUGCUCCAUCAAUUACGACAAGUGUUUGAACUACGCCAACCUUCUAGUGAAUCAAUGGAGACACAAGAGGACAAGAAUUGAUCCGGAUGCUCGACCUGCGUGCUAUUACGUCAUUUAUGAAUCUCUCGACGGGUUCUCUAGCGCAGAUACUUUCAAUGCCUACGAAUCUGAAGACAAGAGUUACGCAGAAUACGUUCACCGAAGAGAAAGUAAUUUCCUGAAGAGAAUACCCAUGGGUGAGCAGAGACCUAGUAAUAUUACAAUGUCGACUAUGAAACCGGUAAUAGCGUCAACCCAAAAGAGCCCACUCAUAGAUGACCACACAGACAAAUCACACCAUAUUCAAUCUUCAGUAAUUAUUUUAGUCUUAGCAAUAUUGAGUGUUAUUCUAGUGCGAUAAAUUGUGUUACAUAGAAAUCUCCAUACGUUUUGCAAAGUUAAGGCCUAAAAAUUGAUGUUACGCCCAGGUAGUUAUCAGCCCUAAUUUGUAUCAUCAUCAGCCUAUUAAUGUCC